UACACACACAUGAGUGUACCCAGUUAGCACCUUCAUUUCCCCUUCACCGACAGCCAGGCUUCCCUUCUGCAGAGAGCACUCAGCAGAAAACUAUGCUCUCUGUCUGUUCCAAUAUCUUCCCUCUAGGCCCAGUCAGAGCACUCUCUGGGGGCAGGAAAAUGGACAGGAGGGGAAGGUGAUGCUGGAGCCAGCGUGGAGGAAUGCUGGUGCUGUCCAUGGCCUCAGCCCCAUGUCCUUCCAGGAGGAGAAGCCAGUCUGCUGCCUGCCACAUGAGCCCUUGUCUGGGCCAGCCAUGGAGUACUGCUAGGUCUUCUGGGGGCUCAUCUUGUGGCUGAGGGCUCCCUACCUGGACUGGACACAUGAAACAGCACCCCAGUAGGAAUGGACAUACAUGGUACUACGGCACUGUAACUGGCUGUGCUUCAAAUUCGGGGAGCAUGGCUGCCCUUCAAGGACCCCCAACUGCCCCACCUGCCACCAUACAGUUGGAGGAUGGACCUGUUUCGAGGCAUGUUAUGAGAAGACCGUGGGGUACCUGAGGGACCAAGCUCUCUGGUGGCUGGACAUGAGCUCAGUAAGUGAGCUUGGAAAAGUGUGGAAGGAGCUAUUAGAAGUGAUUCCCAGGCCCCUCGUGCACCUUUUUGAUUUCCUCUGUGUGCCCUGUGUCAUGCUGGGGACUCUGGCCACAGCAGUAUCAACAUGGAUUUCAGCAGUUACUAAGAAGGUAGUAGGCCCGGUCAGGCUUGCCCCAGGUUCUGUCAGUUUCUGCCUUGUUCCCAGGAUAAGUCAGGAUACCACCCGCAGCUCUGAGGAAGGUGUAAGGAGCCAAACCCCAGGACCCUUCACCUGGCCCAGGAAUACCAGGGUUCCUGGAGGCAGCAGGGGUUCCCAGAGCUUGCUGAUCUGGUGCACCGGGUGGUAGUGUGGGGAUAGGCUAGAUAUUCUCAACAUGCAGGUACGGGGAGUUCUUGAGGAGGAGGGAAGAAUGUGGGGAUCUCUGCUGCCUUGAUAGGGAUGUCUGAGGGAUUUUCUUAGGUCUCAAGAGCUUCCUGGAAUUUCACCAUCUCCAGUUCUUUCUCAACUGUAGAUUUUGGGAGAUGGUCUGAUUUCCUCAGAGGCACGAGACAGGAUAAGGCACAGAGGAUACG
Microtus ochrogaster (prairie vole) is the source of this 1148-nucleotide messenger RNA. RefSeq names its product linkage group 8 C20orf173 homolog (gene C10H20orf173). Gene Ontology annotation, molecular function: beta-galactoside (CMP) alpha-2,3-sialyltransferase activity. Gene Ontology annotation, biological process: sialylation. Gene Ontology annotation, cellular component: membrane. Lineage: Eukaryota; Metazoa; Chordata; Mammalia; Rodentia; Cricetidae. The record is from RefSeq and is a predicted model, not a curated record.